AUGACAUGUCACGAAACGAAUGAAGAAAGUGACCAGCAGGAGUACGAGGAGUACGAUGAAUCGACAAUGAUGCCAGAAGGGUUGGUAGAAGAGUUGGAAGAAUUGGAAGAGAAGAAGAAGCCAAAUAUGGCACAAAAGGCAAUCAAAGGACAAGCCAUAGCCAACCUGCUGGCAGAAAGAACCGUCAAUGAUGAGCUUGAGCUUUUACGGACAUUCUUCCCAGAUGAGGAGGUACUAGCUAUGGAGAAAGAGUUGACGGAACCAUACAAAGGGUGGAGGCUGUUCUUUGAUGGGGCGGUCAAUUACAAAGGGUCAGGCAUUGGGGCGGGGUUGAUAUCAGAGACAGGACAGCACUAUCUGAUGGCCACGAAGCUUAACUUCAGCUGUACUAACAACAUGGCAGAGUACGAAGCAUGUGUCCUCGACCUCAGGAUGGCAUUGGACAUAAACAUACUAGAGCUGUUGGUAAUCGGGGAUUCUGAUUUACUCAUAAAUCAGUCAUUUGAUAAAGGACAUCUGCGCACAAUUCAAGAUAACCUACAGGAACUCUACCGCCUACUGGCCACAGAUGAAUGGAGCCGUAGAGGCCGCCAACAAAAACAUCAAGAGAAUCCUGAGGAAGAUGAUCGAUAA
Molecule: messenger RNA, 633 nt
Organism: Lycium ferocissimum
Lineage: Eukaryota; Viridiplantae; Streptophyta; Magnoliopsida; Solanales; Solanaceae
Exons: 3
Coding region: 1-633 (210 amino acids)
Molecular function (GO): nucleic acid binding; RNA-DNA hybrid ribonuclease activity
Source: RefSeq, a predicted model, not a curated record